Molecule: messenger RNA, 1418 nt
Organism: Zingiber officinale
Lineage: Eukaryota; Viridiplantae; Streptophyta; Magnoliopsida; Zingiberales; Zingiberaceae
Product: aspartic proteinase nepenthesin-1-like
Exons: 2
Coding region: 58-1263 (401 amino acids)
Cellular component (GO): extracellular region
Source: RefSeq, a predicted model, not a curated record
GGAAUAAUCAAAUUUUCUUAGGACAGUCUAGUGGUAUAAGUAAUUCAACAAAAAUCAAUGGCGAAACUGCUACCGCUACUUCUGCUCUUGCUGAUCUCAUUCGCCGCAGCGCCUUCCUGCUCCGGGAAGGGAAUUCCUAAAGUCUUAUGGAACGCCAUCAAACCCAUCGGGCGCGCCAUCUCGGAAAUCUGGAAAGACGAUCAUCGCGGCCCCGGCAGCAACGUCCAGUCGACGGACGUCCUCCAAACCCAGCUCUACGCCAGCGGCGGUUCGUUCCUCAUGGAGCUCGCCAUCGGCACGCCGGCGAUCCAGUACUUGCCCAUAAUGGACACCAGCAGCGACCUCAUCUGGACGCAGUGCCGGCCCUGCCUCCAAUGCUUCUCCCAGCCCACGCCGCUGUACUACCCCUCCCAGUCCUCCACCUACGUCCCCCUGCCCUGCAGCAACGCCUCCGACUGCAGCUACUCCUAUACCUACAGCGACAGCUCCUUCACCCAAGGCGCCCUCGGCAUCGAGACGUUUACUUUCGGGUCGGCGGCCGUAUCCGGCGUCGCUUUUGGUUGCGGCAACAACAACAGCGGAGACUUCGCCAACUCGUCCGGGAUCGUGGGGAUGGGGAGAGGGAGCUGGUCGCUGGUGUCCCAACUCGGCUACGGGAAUUUCUCUUACUGUCUCACGUACGACGACCCCGACACGAGUCGUCUGCUUCUGGGCACCAUGUCGACGUUAAGCGCGCAGGCUCAAUCCACUCCGUUCGUCACCAACCCGUCGCUGUAUUUCCCCUCCUCCUACUACCUAUCAUUGCUGGGGAUCACUGUCGGCGAGACCAUGCUUCCGAUACCGAGCACGACCUUCUCAAUCGCGGCGGACGGGACCGGGGGGCUGAUCAUCGAUUCCGUCGCUACCGUGACCAUGCUGGUGGACCCGGCUUAUGCGGAGUUGAAGCGAGCGUUCGAGUCGCAGAUGAAUCUGUCCGCGGCGGAUGGGUCGGCCUACGGGCUCGACAUCUGCUUCACGUACGGCGGCGAGGAUGUGCAGGUGCCGAGAUUGGUGUUUCACUUCGAGGGGGCGGACAUGGAUCUACCGCCGGAGAACUACAUCGCGGAGGAUUCAAGCGUGGGGUUGCUGUGCGUGGCGGUGGUGAGGUCGGAUUUCAAUUUGUCCAUCCUUGGCAACUUCAUGCAGCAGAACAUGCACGUGCGGUAUGAUCUCGUCGGCGAGAGGCUGUCGUUCGAGGCGGCGCCGUGCGACCAGCUGAUGUAGGUUGCAUGUCGGGCGACGUCUUAUCGUUUCACCGUGUUUUGGGUUUGCGACCAGCUGUCGUUUGCGCCCAUGAUAUAUCUGUUAUAGAAUAAAUAUCCGGUGAAACACUACCGUAUUGUAUUUGUGUGAUGUAAUAAAUAUAUAUAUCUAGUUAA